This is a messenger RNA of Orbicella faveolata, 2631 nucleotides long. Its product is annotated as Golgi-associated plant pathogenesis-related protein 1-like. NCBI's taxonomy places the organism in Eukaryota, Metazoa, Cnidaria, Anthozoa, Scleractinia, Merulinidae. The record is from RefSeq and is a predicted model, not a curated record.
GAGCAACUCGGUUGGAAACAGAGCGUGUUUGUUAAUGUCGUAGCUAGUGGGAACCACUUGUCUUUUUCUUUCGGUCUCACUUUAAUUUUUCGAGUGGAAUAGUUGAAACCAUUAGAGCGUUCUAUCUGUGUACCUGUUACUCCAGAUUUUACUAGGUACAAUUCUGUUAUUGAUUUGAAAAGCAUGCUUUGUUUCAAAGUCAAAACGUUAUUUUUUCCCGUUUGGAACAAAAGAAAGUAGACUUGGUGGCCGAAUGGAAAGUCUAGUAUCAGUCUCCUACCGAGUGACCAAUCAAGCUAUAGGCUAGUGGCGAAUCUUUAAUAUAAAAUAAAUAAAAUGAAUAAACUGGUUAAGUUUCUCUUUACGGUAAAUCGUACGCAUUGCAUUGCGGGGAGGCAAUUCUUCAUUUGGACUGGGAAAAAAAGAAGAAAUUAAUUUUAAGCCAGGAUUGGUGAACCUCGUGAAUGAAACGCAAAACUCUAAUCACUUAAUUAUUGUAUGAUGAGUUGGUGUCAAAUCGUCACAUUCAAAAUAAAGAUAAUUGAUCGCCAUAUCCUACUUGUGAGUCUAUGAAAAUCUGAUGUUAAGUCAUGUCAAGAGAAAAUGAGGGUCCCCUCAUUUCACAUGCAUUUUUCAUGAACAGAUUCUUGUAAUUUUACCAUGAGGAUCGUGAUGAUGAUCAGUUUUCUUAUCUGUCAAGCUGCUUUGAGUCUCACAAGGGCUGCAGGUUUGUACAAGCUAAGUUUAGCCUGCGUAGCAAGCGUUUCCGUGGGGCUGGGGAGCAAAGAAAGACCGAGGAACGGGAUUUUGGCCCUCGCCCCAUUUUUCGCGCAGGUAAAACGCCGAAAAUCCCGUUCCUCGGUGUUUCUUUGCUCCCCAACCCCACGGGAACGCUUGCUGCGCAGGCUAAGCUGAGCCAUCCACAGGAUACUGAUUUCUUUUAGGAGGGGACUCCCAUAUGAAGAGGUCGGUGAUCCUCGAAGUAUCGCUUAGAGGUGUAAACCACGGAUUUUGGCCUCACUGAGGGUGUUGAUGACGAAACGCCAAUAUUUUAAAAAAAUAAUUAAAAAACGCUGUCAUUUCCAUUUCAAGUGGUAUCUUUUAGAGGUCAAAUAAAACUAGAGCCACGCCUAGAUUGGUCUCCAUUAGGGGAUUCAUUCAAAUUCUCCGACCAGCAUUCCCGACUUUUGCACAUGGGAGUCCCCCCGGAUUUACCCACGAUGAAUAGCUUUAUCCAUCCUUUUAACAACCGCGGCCUAAAUAUUAAUUUCCUAUACUUCACCUUAUUACAUGCCUUCCCUUUUAUGCACCUCCAUGUGGCAGUGGCGUAUAUACCUAAUUAUCGUAAAAUUGUUUUGUUUUUUGUUGCAGAUGAUGGCAAUGAAUAUCAAAUGACACGAGCGUCGAAAAAGUCAAUUGAACUACAAACUGCUUAUGUUUACCGUAAAAACAUGCCAAGAAGACAUCACUAUUCUGUGAUCUUAGGCAGCAGUGGUAAGACAAUUCUUGGACCUCUUGUUCCAGAGUCUGGAGAGGAACAAAUCCACAGAGUGCAAGGGUUUGUCCUCAAACCGGACACCAUCAAACUAGGUAACCCCACCGAGUUUGCUGGAACAGCUCUGAACACUCACAACCGUUAUCGUAUGUAUCACCACGAUCCACCGCUAAGGUGGUCUGAUAAGCUGUCAUCGCAGGCAAAUAAAAUAGCGUAUCAAAUGGUGAAACAGUUCAGCAAACAAAGCUCAAAGAGAUUUGAGGUCACGGAAGAGGAGAGCGUGGGGGAGAAUGUAGAGCGGUUCCUAGGCGUGAAGUUUGGUUGCGACUCGGCCGCGGCUAUGAAAGCAACCGAUAAUUGGUAUAAGCAAAGCAAAAACUACAGUUAUAACUAUCCUCAUAUUCAGGAUGGAACAAAUUCCUUCACACAGUUGGUGUGGAAGGGGUCGCGGUUUUUUGGUAUGGGUUGCGCUCUGCGCAAAGGUCUGCUGGCCAACGACGUGUUUGUAGUGGCUCUCUACAGUCCCCCUGGUAAUGUAGGCGACGGGGUAUCGGUUAAUGUUUUGAGGCCUGGACUCAAGGAACCGGCAAAGCCCGACGUGUACUCCAAUAUAUUCAGAAGAAACAAGGUCACGUUAACUGAGAAUGAAAAGGGCAGUUAUAUUAAAAUGAAAAGGGCAGUUAUUUGAGACAGGUUAGCGUUACUAUGAUAAACUGUGGACACGUUUUAAUUGAAGUUCAGCACGUAAACCAUAGCCUGAGAGCAGGCUCACCUUUGAGUCACACGCGCGAGCGGCCAAGAACUAAGCGAUCGUGCGCGGUGGAGUCUGGUGAAGAGGCGCAGGAAACUCUCUCUUCUUACGGCUUCGCCGCACGCGCUUGUGCUCCAACGUGAGCCUGCUUGCAAGCUACGAAAACCAUAGCUAGGAUUAAUUUAAUUUUUAUAUUGUUAAUAUAAUUCGACUGAUACCUAAGUAUACUGAUUGCAGUUGCCGCUUCCCUUAAUAACUUCACAUAUCUCAGCAUCCUGCAGCUUCUUGUCAUCUUGCCAAAGGGCCGCAGAACUCCAAUCAAAACCAAAACAAUGGACAAAAUUCAAAGCCGCAAGGAAUUAUAGAGCGUUUUCACUCACGUGAC